AUGCUGUCCGCCCAAACCAUGCAUCCCGCCUCGCGGCCCUGCCGCCCAUCGCGGCCAUCGUUAUCAAUCAAAUCAUCCUCUUCGGGUGCCAUCACCGCCUUUCGCUCCCGCGGUGGAUCUUUCUUUGGCGGCGCCAGGGCGCUGUGCGCAUGCUCGAGGAUGCGAGCCACCCGCCGGGGCCGAUUGGUGGUAGCGGUUCGCUGCAGCAAGGUGGCGAUCCUGGGCGCGUCGGGCGGCAUCGGCCAGCCGCUGGCGCUGCUGCUCAAGAUGAACAAGAACGUGACGGACCUGGCGCUGUACGACAUCGCCAACACAGCGGGCGUGGCGGCGGACCUGAGCCACUGCAACACGGGCGUUAAGGUCACCGGCUACACGGGCGAGGAGGAGAUCGGGGGCGCGCUGGCGGGCGCGCAGCUGGUGGUGAUCCCCGCCGGUGUGCCGCGUAAGCCGGGCAUGACGCGGGACGACCUGUUCAGCAUCAACGCCGGCAUCGUCAAGUCGUUGGUGGAGGCGUGCUCGAAGCACUGCCCUGGGGCUGUCCUCAACAUCAUUUCCAACCCUGUCAAUUCGACUGUGGCAAUAGCUGCUGAGGUUUUAAAGAAGGCUGGGGUCUACGACCCCAAGAAGCUGCUGGGAGUUACUGCCCUGGAUGUGGUGCGGGCCAACACCUUUGUCGCCGAGGCCAAAGGGCUGGAUGUGAAGGACGUUGAUGUGCCAGUGAUCGGGGGCCAUGCUGGCAUCACUAUCCUGCCUCUGCUGUCUCAGGUGUCUCCAUCUGUGAGCUUCACAAGCUCUGAAAUCGAGGGAUUGACCACCAGGAUCCAGAAUGCUGGGACAGAGGUCGUUGAGGCAAAGGCUGGUGCUGGAUCUGCAACCUUGUCCAUGGCUUAUGCUGCAGCAAGGAUGGCUGAGUCGACGCUUCUAGGGCUGAAAGGCGAAUCAAACGUCAUGGAGUGUGCGUUCGUCGAGUCGAAGGUUGCGGAAGGUCUUAGUUACUUCGCUUCCAAGGUCGUCCUCGGGCCCAACGGCGUUGCGGAUAUACCACCCCUCCCUGCGCUGAGCCCAUACGAGCAGCAGUGUCUCGAUAAGCUCAUUCCGGAGCUGGCGAAGAGCGAGGCAAAGGGCGUGGCUUUCGCAAGCGCGUGA
Molecule: messenger RNA, 1146 nt
Organism: Ostreobium quekettii
Lineage: Eukaryota; Viridiplantae; Chlorophyta; Ulvophyceae; Bryopsidales; Ostreobiaceae
Source: the annotation of a GenBank genome assembly